UCCCAACUGUCAAAGGACUCUCCGCAGCAAUACCCAACCCAAAGCGCGUGAGAUGUAAUCAUUUCAGCACAAUGACUGCAGCGCUCUCAGGUAAUACAAAUGAAGUCUAACGGGGCAUUUCUACACCAUGACAGACAAAAUCUUUUUACGUUCAGUCUGUUGCGUUUCUUUAUUACUGCGUCAUAACAGUUUGUUGGCAGCUUAUUUCAUUUUAGAAAGGAACAUGUUGGAUUACGACUGAAAAUCCUUGGAUCAAGCUGUUGAAGGCGCUUUUCUCGAGUAUGAUGAGUGACUUUAUGAAGAAACGCAACUCCUUCAGAAUGAGACUGUGGACGUUGUUUGUCAUGAUCCCGCUGUGCGCAUCCUCUCCUCAAGCAGCCGAAACGCUUCAAAGUCCAUCUGUGGAGAGCGGCUGCUCCGGCAGAGCCUGCAACCCCCGCAUGGGAAACUUGGUCCGGGGCAGAGUGCUGAGCACCCAGUCGGUCUGCGGCUCUAACUCGUCGGAGCCGUACUGUUUCUAUAAACAGACGGCUGCUCCCCGCAGCAAGGAGUCCUGUUCCGCGGCUAAGUGCAGCAAGUGCAGCGCUGCCAUUCCCAGCCAGGCGCACCCCCCCUCUUCCAUGAGCGACUCUUCUUUCCGCUACCCUUACACCUGGUGGCAGUCUGCGGAGGGGGUGAAAGAGGAGACACUUCAGCUGGACCUGGAGACUGAGUUCCUCUUCACCCAUCUCAUCUUGGUGUUCCGCUCUCCCCGGCCUGCUGCCAUGAUGCUGGAGCGCUCCCAGGAUCAUGGGCGCACAUGGAAGACCCUCAGAUAUUUUGCCGGUGACUGCGAGAAGGUGUUUGGUUUGGUAGAAGGGUCACCAGUCACGGAGAGCGGGGCAAGUUGCACCUCCAAGUAUUCAGGAGCCUUUCCUUGUACUAGAGGAGAGGUGAUCUAUCGAGCCUUGUCUCCCUGGCUUUCAGUGGAUCCCUAUGGACCAACUGCUCAGGACCAGCUCAUGAUUACCAACCUGAGAGUCCAUCUGCUGCAGCACCAGCCAUGUCCCUGCAAGGCCAAACACCCUGGUGCUACUGUCCUUCCCACAGAUCAUUAUGCCAUAUAUGAUUUUAUUGUCAAAGGCAGCUGCCUUUGCAAUGGACAUGCUGACCACUGUGUUCCAGCCAGGGGCUACCAAUCCAGCCAACAGAAGACCAGUAACAUGGUCCAUGGCAAGUGUGUCUGCAGACACAACACGGCCGGUGACCACUGUGAGCACUGCGCACCUCUCUACAAUGACCGACCCUGGCAGGCUGCCAACGGCAUCUCAGGGACUCCUCAUGAGUGCCAGAAGUGUAAGUGUAACGGUCAUGCUAAGAGCUGUCACUUCAGUCGUGGAUUGUGGCUGGCAAGCAGCAAGCAGAGUGGCGGCGUGUGUGGACACAACACAGAGGGCCGUCACUGCCAGAACUGCAAGAAGGGCUUCUUCAGAGACCCCAGUCGUCCAAGAACUGCACCUGCCUCCUGCAAACCCUGUUCCUGCCACCCUGUAGGCUCUGUCCUCUCGGGUGGCACCACAAUUUGUAACCCUAGAGGUGGGGAGUGCACUUGUAAACCUGGUGUCAGAGGUCCCCACUGUGACAGCUGCAUGAUGGGAUACUGGGGGCUUCAUGAAUACGGCUGCCGUCCAUGUGACUGUACAGGGGACUGUGACCCAUAUACUGGCGAUUGCAUUUCUGGCUCAGACGUGGAGGCCUUCUAUACAGGCACUGGCCAAAUGGGACAUAGCAGCACUAACAGUGAGACCACCCUCUCCAAGGUAGAGGAGCUUUUCUCUGCACUGCACCACUCUGAGGAAUGUGAAUGCGUAGAAGUUAGUCUUGACAGUCCUAAACUCUUCUGUGGUGCAGAGUAUGACUACGUGCUGGUGGUGAAGGUGAUGUCAGCUCACGAUAAAGGUUCCCAUGCAGAGGUGGAGGUCAAGGUCAAGAAGGUCUUGUACCAGAACCCUCAGAUGAAGAUCCAGAGUGGAAACAUCACCCUGUACCCAGAGUCCUGGACCAUCCAAGGAUGCACCUGUCCCAUCCUCAACCCAGGAUCUGAAUAUGUCGUGGCCGGUCAUGAAGACUGGAGGACUGGCCGAAUGACGGUCAACACCAAGAGCCUUGUUAAACCGUGGAAGUCAGGCCUGGGACGCAAACUCCUCCACAUCCUUAGAAAAGUUUGCAGCCUGUGGUAGGGCAACGUUGAACUGCAGUGGACAAAAGGAUGACGAGAGGAAGAUCAGCUGUGACAUAAUGUGUUGAAUGAGUGAAAUAAUGAGUAAGAUGAACAUAUUGAAUAAGGCAUUGCUUGGACACUAAAGUAAAAGCAACGAAACAAAGUGGAGUCCAUGGUCCAUGGUCAUAGGUAAGUAAGCAGGUACCUUGCCAGACUACAGUCGAUUAAGGAUCACAAAGAAGAAAGCAACCUACAAACCUUUCAUCCAGAUGUGGUAUCUGUACCUCAGCUCAUAAUUCUUUCCAGAUUAUUAUAAAUCUCUAGGAAGUUAAUGUUAAAUACUCUAUCAUACUUUAUUUCCUGGCUGAGGCUGCUGUCAGAGUUGUCUGGCUCUAUCUGUUUCAUUGAGAGCUUUUUAUUUUCAGACAUUGCCAAGGUGGAGACUGAAUCAACCUUGUCUCACAGAAACUGGUGAUAAACCAUGAAUGAGUCAACAUCAGACUGUGUGAGCGUGGAUGUGUGCAUAUGCUUGAUGUCCUUGGCAGGGAGUCUGGAAGUAUGCAGGUCAGAACAAGUAACUCCUGGAGGAUGAGAGAGGAUGAAAAAAAAUAUUUAAGGAAUCAAGCAGCUUAAUCUGAACAGUUCUGCUGUGCUGACGCUCGCCCACCUGCUGUCUGUCAGGAGAAAAACACACUCCGCUCCUCUCUGGUUUGCAGUACAUGCAACCAGUUAAAACGCUCAGGACUGAGUCUGCUCUUACAGCUGGUUUAGUUACAACAGUGUAUUGAUGUCAGGUGCUUUAGUCAUACUCAGUUCUGUCAGGAUUUUCUGCUGCCCUCAUAAGAUCUGCUUGCAUAUGAUGAGGAUUUAUUUGAGAAAGCCUCUCUGAACCGGACACUGUGGAAGCCAGUGUGUACGUCUUGUUUGUGAGAAACAGAGCACACACUCUAUUAGCAUGUUUCUCCUUUUGGCCUGUGACUCCUGCGUCCCUAAAAUAAAUAUAUAUUAAAAGCCUGCGUACUCAUUGAGUCCACAGGCCAGUUUGAGCCCAGUUAAGAAUAGGCUUGAUUUGCUGUAUCCAAGGAGAAGGACAAAACAGCGUGAGGCGACAUGAUGCAUUCCUCAGCCAUGAAAUCACUGCCCGCGUCCUUGCCCCAAAGACUUUACCAUAAACAUGAAAAAACAGGCUGGAAAUUUCCUUGUAAAGGACAAACUGGUGAUUUAGAGUGUAGGAAUGUUCUCUGCCAUCAGUGUCACAUUUGUAUUGUUGUUUUUGUCUUUGUUGUUUUUCUCAUCUAAACUACAUAAACUACAUGUGACUGUACUCCUUCUAAGUGCUUCUUGGAAGCAUUUGUCAUUCCCUUAGUUUUAUAUUUCACCCAUACAGUAUUAUAUGUAACAUCUUCACUAGCAGAGGUGGCUGACUGAUGUUUAACCCAUGUCUUAGUACUGCCCUCCUUUGGUUAAAAGAGAGAAAUACACUUAUCUCAGCAUAUAUUGGUAAUGGAACU
Molecule: messenger RNA, 3711 nt
Organism: Monopterus albus (swamp eel)
Lineage: Eukaryota; Metazoa; Chordata; Actinopteri; Synbranchiformes; Synbranchidae
Product: netrin-4-like
Biological process (GO): substrate adhesion-dependent cell spreading; animal organ morphogenesis; basement membrane assembly
Cellular component (GO): laminin trimer
Molecular function (GO): protein binding
Source: RefSeq, a predicted model, not a curated record